Molecule: messenger RNA, 568 nt
Organism: Acanthoscelides obtectus
Lineage: Eukaryota; Metazoa; Arthropoda; Insecta; Coleoptera; Chrysomelidae
Source: the annotation of a GenBank genome assembly
AUGCUCAACAUUUAUUUUUAAUGGCCACUAGAACACUUAAGACACGUAGAUACAUUAGAUGCACAGUUCUUCUCAAGAUGACCAAAUGAACAGCAUUUUCGGAACUGCAUAAUAUUGAGGUGAUCAACGACGCUGAACUUCUUCCAUCCUACGUAAACGAAACCUUUUGUUAGUAGAAGUCUUAUAAUUGAUGAAGACACUUCUAGAACUAUGUACAUAUUUUUGGAAUCCCUAGACAUUAACUUUGCGACUACUUUCAUCGGGGUUGAAGAAUCUUCAUCGUUGAAAUGCAACAUUUUUUAUUAUAACACGAGGAUUAAAUUUCUUGGAUUCACCAAUACCCAUUACCAAGCUUUUUUUUGUACCACUUAUAUGAACGUUUAGGUGGACUGGAUUGACUGCAUCACUAUUGCAUCUGACUACAUCGGGAUUCUGCUUGUUGUUUUCUGUUUUUACCAGAAAUACAGAUUAAUCAAUAUUGUUUACACGUUUUUUCAGAAUAUCACUGUAGGCGGGUCUAUUUACAUCCUUGCGCACAAAAAGUGGUUCACCUUCGCAGGUACAAUAU